Molecule: messenger RNA, 1068 nt
Organism: Pichia kudriavzevii
Lineage: Eukaryota; Fungi; Ascomycota; Pichiomycetes; Pichiales; Pichiaceae
Exons: 1
Coding region: 1-1068 (355 amino acids)
Biological process (GO): regulation of DNA-templated transcription
Molecular function (GO): DNA binding
Source: RefSeq, a predicted model, not a curated record
AUGCACGCCUUCCAGUAUCCAACUACAUCCUCAACUGUGUCGCCGGCACCGGUGCCGGCACUGGCCGCACCAUCAUCAUCAUCAAGAACGUCUCUUGCCCAUAUGGGAAUAGGCGCUACUCCCAGUUCAAUGUCGUCAAUGUCGUCGUCGCCAGCAUCUUCAAAGUCAUUCUCGGCCAUCCAGUCUGGUCCUAGUAACGACUUGUUGAAAUACUCACAUUCAAAGAGGAACUCAAAUUCAAAUUUGGGCAUGCACUCUCAGCCACACUUGGGCAUACACCAACAGCCACAUUUACACUCAUACGCUUCGUAUCCAUACUCGUCCUAUCAGAGUCACACCCAGCUCCCACCUCUUCAGAGACUCCCCUCUAUAACCUCAAUAUUGUCAGAGUCUCCCAACAGAUCGGGCAGCGUUUCCUCAAUUGAAUCCUUCCUCAAAUCAGGUGCUACUAAUACCACCAUCAACACAAAUAUAAAUACACCGGUAAAUAUAAACACAGCGGCAAAUGCAGGAACAUGCAUAAAUUCCAAUACAAACGGCCUGUUAGGAUCCUCCCUGGAUACACUCUCCAAUCUCGCAACAAACUCAAUCUCUUCAUUGACUUCGUCAUCUUCAUCUUCUUGUAUUUCUAGACCUUCUCCUACAGGAGAAUCCUCUUCAUUGGGGUUGCUACAUAGAAAUUCCUUGUCAAACUCACACUACCUCGCUAUGCGACCUUACCAAACAGACUCACGCCAGAGGAACAUCUCAUCGCCAUCUCUGAUCAACUACUCCUCAUCCUCCUCAUCCUCAUCCCCCUCCUCUCUACCUUCCUCAGUCACCCCUUUGUCAACGCUCUCCUCAUCAGGCCCAAAGAUGAAAAAGAAGAGAUCAAACCUACCUAAACAGGCCACUGCCGUACUACUCACUUGGCUGGUGGAUAAUAUCAACCACCCAUACCCAAACUCAAAGGAAAAGGUGGAGCUCAUGCGUAAGACUGGUCUUACUCCACAGCAGCUCUCAAAUUGGUUCAUUAACGCUAGACGUCGCAAAAUUCAAAUGUUGAAGGAAAAAUCAUCCUCCAUUUGA